AUGGGAUUUUUCGAGCACAAAGAGACUAUAGAAGAGAAUGAUACAGUAAUUGUCUACAUUAGCAACGAUGAUUUAUUUCCGAUAAUUGCCAAAAGCGGGGAUGUAAAACAGACGAAAUUCGGUGCAGUAAAACACAACGAAAUCAUCGGUAAAAAAUACGGUUGCCGCUACGACUGUGCUCGUGGGUACGUUUACCUUCUUUUUCCGAAUCCUGAAAUUUGGACGUUGUCACUUCCCCACAGGACUCAAAUUUUAUACACUCCUGACAUCUCUCGCAUCGUCUUCGAACUUGGGCUGAGCAAUGGAAAGGUUGUUUGCGAAUCGGGAACUGGUAGUGGCUCCCUUUCUCAUGCUAUUGCCAGGGGUGUUUAUCCGAAUGGACAUCUUCAUACAGUAGAAUUUCAUGAAGAAAGAUCGAAAAAGGCUAGAGUGGAGUUUGAAGAUCAUGGGCUCAGCAAGAACAUCACCGUCUACCACCGUGAUGUGUGCGAACAGGGGUGGCCUAGAGAAGUGGAUCACAAAGCAGACGCUGUGUUUUUAGACAUUCCGGCUCCUUACAAAGCCAUCGAGCAUGUAAAACGCGCUUUGAAGCUGGAAGGCGGCGAGUUUUGCAACUUCUCGCCCUGUAUUGAACAAGUCCAGGAGACUUGUGAAAAACUUAGGGAGGGUGGAUUUACGAAUAUCAAGACAAUCGAGUGUAUCAAUAGCCAGACUACUGUGAAAUCCAGUCAUUUACCAAUGCCGGACUUUGGAGUAGACUACAGUGAGCUUGAAGAUGCGGGAAUUAUGCCCAAAGAUUGUGAAAAGAUUGGAAAAUAUGUAAAACGAUUGGAAAAAGGAUCAAGACCGAAGACUCAGAAUUUGAAAGAAGAAGCAGGACAAGAAGAAGCGAAGGAAGAUUUAAAACUUACUGAAUGCAAUUUUGUCGUGAAGUCGGCUCUUGCCAAACGCUCCCAAUAUGGCCACACUGGCUACCUGACGUUUGCUCGACUGCCGCCACGAGACAGCACUCUCUAG
This is a messenger RNA of Oikopleura dioica, 1017 nucleotides long. The record is from the annotation of a GenBank genome assembly. NCBI's taxonomy places the organism in Eukaryota, Metazoa, Chordata, Appendicularia, Copelata, Oikopleuridae.